Messenger RNA from Rhizophagus irregularis DAOM 181602=DAOM 197198, 420 nucleotides. NCBI's taxonomy places the organism in Eukaryota, Fungi, Glomeromycota, Glomeromycetes, Glomerales, Glomeraceae. The record is from RefSeq and is a predicted model, not a curated record.
AUGGGGGAUGAUGUUGAGAAUCGGAAAACUGCUGGGUACAUAAAUGGUAAUAUUGAUCUAAAGAUGAAUCAUAAUCGAAAUGAAUUCCUCAUUGCCUUAAUUGUGACGCAGAGAAAAUAUCACAAGGAAGUUGAUAAGGUUGCCUUUCGCGUAGCUUACGACGCUAUUCCAGAUACUUCAAAGUUGUGGUUGAGUACGGGCAAAAUAGUGGAGGAUGUUCUUUUUGAAUUUGCUAAAGACGUGGACUAUGCAUCAUGCCAUUCCUGCAUUGUGAACCAUGACGAUGAGAAUGUCAAAUUAUUGUUCACCGAUGUGGAGUGGAAAGAAUUAACUGAAGAUCGAAUUGGAGUUCCACCUGGUGCAAAUUACGGGAAAAACGUUAGAAGAGUUAUGUAUGAUCGUGAUGACGACGUAUCAUAA